Molecule: messenger RNA, 363 nt
Organism: Coniophora puteana RWD-64-598 SS2
Lineage: Eukaryota; Fungi; Basidiomycota; Agaricomycetes; Boletales; Coniophoraceae
Exons: 1
Source: RefSeq, a predicted model, not a curated record
CGCUGCCAAGAUGUUAACCUUUGGAAGUGCUGGAAAGUCCUUCAGGUUGCUCUGGCACUUUUCCACCUGGUCUUGAACCUUAUCUGGACAGUUCACCUCAAGUACCAGGGCUCAGUUGUAGCCACAGGUAGCCUAUCUUGGUUCUAUGGGCUACUUGACAAAGCUCGACUAGGCAACCCACAUCCAGACUACCAUACCUUGCUCAUGGCACUCCUGCAGACUCUAGAUGCUCUCCUCCUUGAUGCCUGGCACAAGAUCCUCAACAAGCAUGGGUUUUCUAGCUUCACAGCAUUUGCUAAGUUGAACCUGUCCCCAAAAACUAUUCAUGCAUUUGUUGCUGAACUUCACAGCACGUUUGCAAGU